AUGCGAUCCACCACAUUCGCGCUCGCGCUCGUUGCGCUCAUCCUCUCGCUCGUCACGCUCGCAUCCGCACAGGCCGCUGCAGGUGGCGGUGCCGGCGUCGCAACCACCUACACCGGCGUCCAGACCAUCUCGGGCUACACACCACCGCCAUCCUCGCAGCUCCCCGCGCCCCAGGUGUCGCGCGGCACCAUCCUCACCACCAUCCCCGGAUACGGCAACAACUCGAAUACCGGCAAUGCGCUCAACCAGGGCUCGGGAAUGGGUUCCAGCAGCGGCGCACUUUCGCUCCUCACCUCGCCCCACUUUGCGUCCAGCACCGCCGCACAGGCGAUCUUGAUGUGCGUCGCCGCCAUUGCUGCUGGUGCCGUGCUGCUCUAA
Molecule: messenger RNA, 378 nt
Organism: Moesziomyces antarcticus
Lineage: Eukaryota; Fungi; Basidiomycota; Ustilaginomycetes; Ustilaginales; Ustilaginaceae
Exons: 1
Coding region: 1-378 (125 amino acids)
Source: RefSeq, a predicted model, not a curated record